Molecule: messenger RNA, 14770 nt
Organism: Dama dama (fallow deer)
Lineage: Eukaryota; Metazoa; Chordata; Mammalia; Artiodactyla; Cervidae
Gene: ZNF185
Product: zinc finger protein 185 with LIM domain
Exons: 24
Coding region: 10196-12253 (685 amino acids)
Source: RefSeq, a predicted model, not a curated record
ACUUAGUUUUCUGAAUUCGCUGUGAGUGAAGAGACUAAGAAGAGAGGCACUUAAGGCUGGCUCGGCCCACUCUCUUUCUGCUAGAGGGGGUGUGAUUGUUAGUAAAUGGCCUGGGGCCAGGGUGCUCUAAGAGUUGAUUGCAGGCCGCGGGAAUAAGGGAAUCUGAGAUCAGCUCGUUCUCCCUGUGUCCAUUUUGUAGAUGAGAAAACCAAGACCCAGAGUCUGGCUCACCCUGGCGCCCAGACUAGGAGGCUCACCAGUUACUUGUGAUGAGCGUGUGCUGGGCACCAGGCAGUCUCCUGAAGGGCCACUGGGAAGAUAGCUGCUCAGACAGAAGGCGCCGAAUCAAGCUCCGCUGGGUGUUAUCAACAGGAUCUGCCAUGAGCAGGCUCUGUGGCUGGAUUGUUUCUGGGGCAGGGGAGCCAAGAGCCUUGUCCUCUUUGGAAAGGCACAGUGAUACCUCUGCCUUGGAAAGAGACUAAAAGCUCAACUCCUCUGCCUACUUUGCUACUUCUGAGCAGGGGGUGUCCAAGAGGGUAAGACACCUGGUUGCCUCCCACCCAGGGCUGCUGGGGGCUCACAUGAGGUCGGUGGUGAGUGUGCCAGGGCUUUGCAAUAGGAAUUGUGCUCACGCUGAGCCAUUUGCACUUGGUCUUCAGACUGUGGAAGGCCACACAGCCAAAUCUCAGGACCACUCAGCAAACCCUGAGAGAGAGCCCCUCACAACCCACCCAGAGGUGGUCCAGACCCCUGGCACCUGGACCCAGUCCUGCCUGGGCCUCAUGGCCUUGUGGACUAAUGAUUGUGUUACCUGGCUGGGAACAGAAAAUAGGGCCCCAUGGGCCAACAGGCCUGGACAGUUGGGAGGAGCUCUACGUUCCCACUCAUCAUUACCAGCUCACUUAGAGCUGUGGUGGAAGGUGGAGGUGGAAUAGUACCCUACCUUCCCAGGGUCUCCACUGCCUCAUCUGAAAAAUCAAGGGCAACUCAGAGACCAGCUCAGAGGCCCUGCUUAUUGCUUUAAAGUAAGGGGCCAUGACAUAGAUGCACAGACCAGGAGCCAGCUUGCAGGUUGGCCCUGGUACUUGUGCUGUUCACCUCAUCACCCCUGGACCACCCCAGGAUGGGAAGGAGCAGAACCAUCUCACCUGCCCUACCCCCACUGUCCAUCAGUUCCCAGACCUAGCCCUUGUGCCUUCAGAAGCCAGGACCUCGCUGGGGCCUCUGUACUCAACUGUGGGGAGCUGAUGUGAGGCGCCCAGCACAGGGCCAGGCACAUAGCAAGUGCUCAGAUCUGUUCUUUUGUACCCUCUGGACACACACAACUCAGUGACAGAGGUGGACCACGACCACACUGAGGGCUGCCUCCCUGAGUAGCAUUAGCACAAGGGGCUGUGGCAGCCUAGGAUGGGGGAGCAGGCCUGGCUGGGAGGAUCAGAAAAUACUUCCUGGAGGAGGAGGACUUGGAAGCAGCAGAAGGAGCUCAGGAACUGCCCGGCCAAGGCCCACGCAUUCUUCUCUGAAAUUGUCCACCUCCCUUCCUUCUCAAUUCUAGCCGGAUUCCAGACGGAGUGCCCCAACCUGAGGGCACUGAUCCCAGAAGCAGCCAGUGCUUCACCUCGGCCUCCAGCCUGCCUUGUGCUUCUGCUUAGCACCCCUGUGGCCUACGAUUCAGCGGGACAGAGAGUCUGGGCCCCCAGCAGCGGGCCAGGGACCUGCCCAUGGUAGGCAUCGGCACCUGGUCCCCGAACUGCCCUCAGUUGAUGCCAAGAAAAAUUUCAAAUCUGGCCCAAUGAACUCUGGAAGCUGGAAGCCUGCUGUCUCCCUUCCCCACUCAGCCUCCAUGGCUGACUGAUCCCUUUGGACUGGAUCUUGCUUCAGGCCACAGCUCAUAAGGUGCCAGCUCAUGCGUAAUACCCGCUUGCUUUCUGCUUGCUGAAUGAGGCUGCCUCAACUGCCAGCCCCUGCCCCUGGCAUCAGACAGGAGUGUGGUUGAGGGAGAGAAGAGCUGCUUUCCAUGGCUCCAGAGUCCUGAGCAGCAAUCCAUAUGGCACCCCAGGUCUUUGGGUCCCGAAGUUUGGGAUCCAUCAGGGGUUCUGCAUUCCUUACUGCUGCACUUGCAGAGAGCUGACCGAUGCCAGGACAAGGGCAGCCACCCAGAGACCUGCGUGCCUGAAAGUGACCCUCAGAAGAGGUUAACUGGUGGUCAUAGCGUGUGUGAUGGGACAUGCAGGCACCUUUACAGUCGAGUGGUAGGAAAGUGGCUGGGAGACCAGACAGGGUUAAGACCGCAACUUGGCCACAGUCUAGUUGUGCAAACCUGAGCACAUCAUGAAAGCUCUGGAGGCCCCAUGUCACCUGUCCAGAAGGGAGGCUGAAGCCAGGAGUGCUGUGCUUUCAGGGCUGUCAGUGGAUCCAGGGUCACCAUAUCCUCCUCCAGGAGCCAUGGUCACCAGGAGUGAGGUUGAGGCCAGGUUGGAAGGGAUAUGGCCUCCCUACCCGAAGAGAAACCAUUUUAAAAUCCCUGCUAGUCUGUGCGAGUGAUGGACGUAUUGUGUCUACUCACAGUUAAGUGAUUUGCCACAGUACACUUCAUUCUUGGUCAUUUCUGGAUGCCUACUAACUAGCAUUUGAUUUGCUUUCUUUGACAAUUUUCACUCUUGAGUUUUUAACUUUUAUUUUGGAGUAAUCAAAAGCUCACAGAAAAGUGAUAAGAAUGGUACCAAGACCCCCUGUAUCUGGAUCCCCCACUGUGAACAUUUCUGGUCAUUUUCUUCAGGAAGGGGGACGCUGAUGUGGGAGCACUUGUGUGACUGUCACCUUCCAGGGGCCAUAGCAGGGUCAGGAGGUGGGACUGGCUGCAUAACGAAAGGACCAGUGGCCCAGGGAGUGUCAUUCUCAAACUCCAUAAGGAAUUAGGGGAGCCGGAACCUGCAAGUUAAGCACACGUCCCGGGAGACCUAGAUGCCAGAGGGACCUAGAGGCCACUGUCAGAAACACUCCCUAGGCUUUUCCUGUGGGGAGGGUGCUCACAAACCACUGCAAGAGGUGGUGGCAGCCAAGGUGGCUCUGUGGCUCUGUGGCCACAGCCUGGGACUAAGAGGAGGCCUGGCUUCUGGGAGCAAUGGUGGGUAGGCCCCCCACCGCUGCUGCUUGUUGGCCCUGGCAGUCCCUGGCUGCAUCGUGGGCACACCGUGGGUGCUCUGUGUGGCCCCUUGCUCUGGUCCCCAGGAUUGUUGGCUCAGCACACGGCUUUCUGAUGACUCGGUCAGUUUCCCACUGAGCAGGCCCGAGGAUUCCUACCACCAGAAUGGGUAUCCUGGGUACAAAUGCUCACAUCAGGCAGCGCCUGGUUUAAGACUGAAACAAAACAAAAUGCAAAACCAGGACUUGCCUCAUUACUUCUGCCCAGCGAGCUCCUACUCAUUCUUUCAUUUUUUUUUUUCAGAAAGACCCGAGCCAAAGGCAUCUUCUUGGGAAAUGCAGUGCUGCUCUAGGCCCCUGUCUGUCUGUCUGCCCAGCACCGGGUUGGGCUUCAACUUUCUGAAAAGCCUUAUGGGACAGAUGAAAAUGUGGCCAUAAAUGAAAAUGUGGGAAGUCAGGAUCUGCAGUGCACAAGAGUGAGGAAGGAGGGGGCUGGGAAGGCAGAUGACAGCCUCACUCGUGAUCUCCCAUGACCAGGGACAAGUGGAGAGGACUUCCCUGUCACUGGACCUGCUCUAGCAGAGGCUGAAUGGGUGGCAGGAGUAAGAGUGAAGGGGUGUUCCUGGGGUGGAGAGAGUUGGUUGGGGUGGAAGUGGGCUCUGAUGACCCCUGGGUCCCUUUCAGCCCCCUUGACUGUCUGUGGGCCCCACUGGAAUGAACUGAAGACCACCUUGGUUCCAGGCUGCAGAGAUACCUGGAGUGUGUGCUGGAAGGCUCAGCAGGGGAGGUGGCCACACUGGGAAUAGCUCUUGUCAGUGGCUCUGGCAAAGGGUCCCCGGCAUGUUGACUCUGCCCAGCCCCCUGGCCUCCACAGAGACAUCUCAGAGGGUCCUGCCCAGAGUCCCUUGCGGCCAAGCCACCUCUGCAAUAGUCCAGUUUCCCAAAGCAGCUGCUUAUAUCCAGCCUGCUGAGAGCUAGAAAAGGGGCACAGAAGUGACGGGUGGCCAGGUGGCUAUGUCCUAUUGGGGCUUGAACUCCCUACCUCCUGGAGGGAGCUGGCCAGCCUCAGACAUCUGCCUCCCCGAGCUCUUCUGGUGCUGACGCCAAGAAGUCUAGAUUCUGGGAUGUUGAGGGGUGGGAUGAGGGGAGGUAAAAUUCCAGACUUUCAUGCAGAAGUCAUUUACCUGUAAAGCACAUUUACAAAUAUUCCAGUCCAUGCAUUUUUUUUCCAUAUUACAUUUUCCCCCUCUGCAACCCAAGUCUCCUCCAGCUCUUUUUUCCACGUGGUGUGCCUCCUUCCUGCCACCCCUUGGCUUCCAGGCCUGAGGCCUAGGAUGGGAGCAAGGCGCUCCGCUCUGCUGCUCGCACAGGGCAAAGAGGCUGGCCAGGGCUCCUGGGAGCUGUGUGCUGCUUAGCUGACUGAGGGGCUUGGACAUGACCCAGCUGCUCAGCCAUCAAUCUGGAAGGCCUCUGAGGGGCCCCUUCCUCCUGAACUGCUGCCGAGAAUCUCUGAAUCCCAGGUACCCCUGGAGGAAAACAACCUCUCUGCUGACUGUCCUCUCGCCAGCUGCUGGAACCGGGAAUCAGGAUGUCCUCGUUCCUGAGAGCUGGUCUCGGGAGACUGUCUUACAAAAUGGGAUGUUUGAUCGUUCCAGCCCUUUUGGCCUGGGGAAUCAGGUCAGCUGGCCCAGUGGCAGCUUAAAUUGACUGGGGUCCAAACUUCGAUACUCGGCCAAGCUUGUGCAUUGAGAAAAGGACCGGAUGAGGAUAACCAAACAGGGAUCCCCAGCCCCCUUCCUGCUCCCUGCCACAUCCUGCCUGGGGCCUCAGCGUUGUUUGUCUGGGUGCAGGUCCUCGCUAGGGUGCCAGGCCUUUGACCUCCAGGGAUGCUGCCAAGGAAGGACAGGAGGCUAUGGCCCUGGUUAUGAGCUGCACCGAAGCCAGUGCCGCCCCCUCAUGGCCAGGUGCAGGGGUCUGGGAGUGCUUUGAGACCCAGGCUUUAUCCUCAGCCAGACAGGAUAAGUGAUGGGUCCAGUGACUUUUUCUGACACCAUGGGACUUGGACUCUGUGUCUCUUGCUCCUUCUUUUGCACGUGAGUUGGAAGAGAUAGCAGGUGUGCCUCUCCUGUGAAGUGACAGAUAGUGGGCCCAGACGGUUUAUCUCCAAACAAGCAGUGUCCCCACCGUCCUGUAAGCUUCUGUUUCUGCUGCCCCUCCCUUCAGGCUCAGGGCUGCGAGGCCGCCUGCAGAGGGAAGCUCUCUAAGGAAGCCCCUUGUCUAGAGGCAGAGCUCUCCAGCAGGUGGGCUUUGACUACCUCGUUGUCAUCCAUCCCCUGGGACACAUCAUUACCCUGAAGGAUCUUGAGAGGGGUCUCUCACAGGCAUUCACACACAAGGGUGAGCCCUCAUCUUGAAGCUCAGAGGCAUUUGCUUGAAACACAGCCAAAGAGGACCCAGCUAUCUCUUCUGGGAGGUGGCUAUAAGGCACAGGGACUUUUCUUUGAGCCUGUUCCCUGAUGCUGGGACCCCUGGAGGCUCUUAUUCAUGGAGGACAUGGGUACCAGCCCCACCCCUGGGCCCAGAUCCCCCAUCAGCAGGGCCAGUCUUCUGGUGUGUUGAACUGUUGCACAGCUGUGAGGGUCAUGCACAGGUGUCCUCCCCACCUCCCUAUCUUCCCUUCUCACUGAGGGUGGCAGCCCCCAGGUUGAAUUCAGCCAGGAGGUAGGCAUGGAGGGACUCUGGCCAGGGGAGCUGACUGGAUGCUCAAGCAGUUUGUCAUAAGAGGGUUAGAGGGGACAGGUGUGACAGCCGGGGUUCUCCUUGCAGGUUUUGUUUCUCCAUGGUUUAGUCACAACACCUUCAUCCGAUGGUGGGGGAGCCAGAGCCACAUAAAAAUGCUCACAGACAGAGCUUUUCUAAAACAUUGCCUCAAGUUGGCCCAGCAACCAGCCCUUGCACUGGGUGGCCCAAGGCCUCAUUGACUUCAUCCAGAUGUCCCUGUCACAUCUGUUUUCAGUCACUGGGCUUGGCUGCAUGGGUCACGGUCAGUUAUGCCCUAUUGCCCUGUCCUACUGCUUCUUCACUCUUGAUUUCUGAGCCAUGCCUAAAGUGUCUGCCCGGAGCUGAGCCGAGGACUCUGGUGCCAAGAGACUGCACUGCGUCUGAUCCCUGCCAGCCAGAGAUGGGGCCCUGCAGAAGGUCCAUACACAUGCGGAAAUACAGCUGGACCUCCUGUCAGCUCCCUGGCUGCAGUGUCCCAACUCCUCUCUGGGAGGAAGGCCUGCCCCUCGCUCCCCUGCCAGUAGUGCACCCACUCAUACUUGUUCACAGUGGCCAGAGUCCAGCACAUACACAUGAAGACAAGCCCCGACGCCUGUGCCCUCUGGCUGCAGCUCCUGAAAGGCAAGGCUGAAGGUGUUUUGUUCCUCUUCCCUCCCAUUUCACCUGGGAGGUCCCUGCCUGGUACCCAGCACCUGCCACCUAGGGUGGGAGAAGGACACUCACUCAGCCUGCUGUCGACUUUAGCAUGAGCUCCGCCACCUUGCCCCCACCAUGGUGUUCUUCCCAUUGUCUGGAAGAAGGCAGCCCAUCCCAGAUGAGCCAGGGAGCACCAAGGAAGAGAGUGGGGGCAGCAACAGCACAGAGGGACCCCAGGGGGACAUGAGGGCUCCUAUGAGAGGCACCGCCUGGGCUGAAGCUCAAGGCCUUUUGUCAAAGGUGGAGACACAGAAGCCUGCUUGGGAGAGUGGGUGGGCAUGACAUGGGGAGUCAGGCAUGAAAGUCCAGAAAACUUUCUCCCAGUUAGUUUUCUCAUCUUGGAGGCAGAGCAUGUGCCUGUGAGGUGACAGGAUGACCCCUCCUCCUGCUGUUUCUCAAUCUCUGUCUCCUCAUACAUCAGCCAAGCACUGGUGUCCUUGUCUGCCAGCUCUCCCAGGUCCCUCCCUGCCACUAGUCUGCCUCCACAAGCUCCUCUGCCUCAGCUCUGACCACUCUCGCUGAUGGCCUCAGAUGCCUCCAGGCUCACUGUGGCUGGGACCAUAGGCUCCACACACCCCCCUCAUUGGCUCUUCACUUUUCUCUAUCCAGUCAAGGCCAGAAGCUCUUUUCCUGGGAGGUUGUGGGGCGGCCUUGUGAGGCCGCGGCAGCUGGGAGGAAGGUGCGGGGCAGCUACCUGCGUCAGGGAGAGCCUGUCCUGACUCUCUCAGCCAGCCCUGCCAGGGACACUGCCCUGGCCUGCCCCAAGAGACAAGUGCAGGCAAAUGGAAGAGGGAGGGAGAAGGGAGUAAAGGGCACAGAGGGUGGCCUGACUUGCUCAGGAGGACUUGCACUUGGUCCUGAGCUGCCCUGGGACAAGUCUGGAUGUAGGGCCUUGGUUGGAUUUAGCAAGGGAAAGGGUCCUGCCUAGUGGAGUCGAGAGAGAGGAUGAAAGGUGGUAGAGAAGCCACCCAUUUCUUUGGUGGCCCAAAACAGGCCCUUGGGCAGGGUGAUGUGACACUUCCUAAGAAAUGAGAAGCCAUCUCCCUAUCAAGGUAGAUUCAAGGCUGUCGUCCUGAAAAGGUGCACAGUGAGGACACCCACUAGCAUCCAGAUACCAAGCCAUGGCAUGGACAGAGCUAGCACCAAAUUACAGGGAGGGGCACAUCGUAUGGCUUGGGGGUGUCCUGUCACAGGUUUGGUGGCUCAGCACCACUUCACAGAUGAGGCUCAGAGAGUGGGACUCAUGGGCCAGGAGAGCCUAGAAGAGUUUGGAAGAAGCCCAAGUGCCCAGAGAAGUAGGAAGACUGGAAGACCUGAUCAGGCGGGAAUUCUGCCUUUUGAAGGUGGCUAGAGGUAGAGCCUUUGGGUGAUGUGGCAUCCAUCUUGUCUUGUUCUCCACCUUCUGCAUGGGCUAAGUGGGGAGGUGCAUAGGUCUGCAGUUAGAACAGUUUCUCUCUUCCCAUGUCUUCUUGAAUUCAAGUGCAAGCCCUGGCCAUGAGAGAUCUUGGCGUGUUGGACAUGGAAAGGGUAGAGGCUGGGGCUGCAGGGCGUUGGCUGCCCACCUCGGAGAGGAUGCUGGGGUCUGGGGCUUGGAGUCAGUCAUGAGGCUAAAAGGCUGGGCAGGCACUGUGUGCAUGGCGGAUUCAAGUUCAAGGCCUCUUCUGUGCAGCCAGAACCAUACUGGUGCCUGGCCAUCUGCACCCCAGGCUCCGUGAUGUUGUACCUGGGGUCAGCAGGGCUACUGUGCAGCCACAGCUGGGUGCUUAGGUUCUAGCUGGAUCCACCACCCUCUGAAAGUGUUGGAAGUGUUGGAAGCUGGCCUCCCCCAGCUGUGUUUGCUCAUAGUGAAGCAGGAAGAUGGCAUGCUUACUGCGGGCGGGUUGCCCUGGUGUCAGAGCCUGCAUCUGUGUGCUCUUUUGUCCUACUGUGUCCUUGCGGUUUUGAGCUUCUAGGCGUGUGUCUCCUGCCAUGUGCAUGUCUGACCCGACUGAGAACUCAACCCACAAUGAAGACAGGGGCAGCAUUGCAGGAUGGAAGAUGGAAGGUGAUCAUACACAGAGGAGUAAAAUGUUUUUGUAUACAUCCUUUAGAUGUUUCUUUUCCUGUGCAUUUUUAUGUAAAUAUAGUUUAAGGAAAUGAACAUAUCCUACAGAUAUUGUUUUAAAAGCUGCCUUUCACUUAAUAAUAUAUAGACACCAGUAUACAUGAAAGUUUGUUAAAUAUUGCAUAUAUCAAUAUCAUUUGUAAUGGCUGCCUACUAUUUGCUUGAGCGGUAGAUCAUAUGUUUAAAGACAACUACUGGGAAUUUAUAUUAUUGCCAAAUUUUCACCAUCAUGUUCAACACUGAGAUGACAUCCUCUUGUACACUGAGUUCUACUUAUGCCCUUGUCUCCUUAGGAACUUAGGAAAAGUUACUAUGAAGGGAACGGCUGAUCAAUGGCAUUGCUCUCUCUGAGGCUCUCAGUACACAAGGAGACUUGUCCUCCAAAAUGAUGCCCCGACUGACCCGCUGGCCAAACCUGCUUGAGAGCCUUCCAGGAAAGAGCCCUCUUCAGUAGUCCAUACCCCAUCCUGCAAAGCUGCCCCUGUCUGCAGUGUGGGUUGAGUUCUGAGAUGGGUCAGACUAAGGGAGGGGAUGGUAGGUCUGAGAGAAGAACUGGGUCAGAAGACUGGUGUUGAUAUUGUGUAAGUCAGGAGCAUGGCCCCCACCAACCUCUAGUCCAGUGGCAUAAAUGGGGGCAGGAGGCAGGGGGUGGCAGGAGGGGACUGACCUGGCAGGGCCAGCUUCCAGGGAUGCUGAGGUGUAUGGUCCACUUGGAGCACAGUGUUGACAUUGAAGUGUGAAGAGUGACUGGGUCAGGGGAGUUUUCCCCCAGGCUUAGAGACGGUAGGGAGCCAGCAGAAGCUGAGUGAGAAGCGAGGGCUGAUGUGAGCCAAGAAGAAUCAGGGGGCAGUGAGUGCUGCCAGAAGGAAGCACAGAUGGCAGCUGGCCUGUGAACUGUAGGUGUGAGGCGGGUGGUAAAGGGGAGGGAGAAGCUAACUGACUGGGACACGGAUUCAGACCUCAGGUGUGCAUCCAUCUGGCUGGGACUCCUCACCUAAAGUCUCCAUGUCAUAAAGAGCUGCCAUCUUCAGUCCCAUGAGAAGAUUUUUCUUACUGACUCAAAUUUAUAGUCCCAUCAAAAAAUACUUUUGACUUCUGAGACGAAACAUCCGUCAUGGUCUUUGCCUGAUGAGGUAGGACAACAAACUGUGAAGAUGGAGUCUGGAGCAGGACACACCCAGCUCCACUCCCUUGUCGUGGGCUCUUGUGAGUGCCCCUGCCACUUUGGCCUGGGAGUCCCCUGUGGCCCCUCUGCCUGUAUCAUUGGGCAUGUGCCUGCACCUGCCCUGAUUUGGGAAGUAAGUGGCUUGUUUGGUUCUGAUUUGACAGAAAACUUCUAGGCAGCGUGACCAAGAGGCUUGUCAAGGGGAAACUGAUGAGUUUCCAACCAAGUAGUAGGAGGUCCUGAGCUGAGGCCCAGAAGAGGAGCCCUGUUGAAUCUACUGAGAAGGGACGUUCAGAGUGAACACCAUGAGCAUCUCAGCUCUUGGAGGAAGCAGCAAAGGGAAGCCUCUCCCAGCAGGCCAGGAGGAGCGCAAUACCGUCCUCAAGCAGAUGAAGGUCCGCACCACGCUGAAGGGGGACAAGAGCUGGAUCACCAAACAGGAUGAAUCGGAGGGCUGCACCCUUGAGCUGCCCUCCGGCCGGACUCGUACCACCUCGCUUUCAUCAGUUGGGGAGGUCCCGAAGGCCAGGCCCCUGAGCACGAGGGCUCCCACGGGCUAUAUCAUCCGUGGAGUGUUCACCAAGCCUGUGGACAGCUCGUCCCAGCCUCACCAGCACUUCCCCAAGGCCAAUGGAGCUCCAAAAAGCAUGGCCAGUCUGGGGAAAGCAGGUCCCACUGGCCCUCCCCGCCCUUCCUCCUCUGGCUACAAGAUGACCACGGAGGAUUACAAGAAGCUGGCCCCCUACAAUAUCAGGCGCAGCUCAGCAUCAAGAGCUGCUGAAGAGGAGGAGGUGCGCUUCUCUUCUGAUGAGCAGAAACGGAGGUCCGAGGCUGCCAGCAGUGUGGUGAGGAAGACAGCUCCCCGGGAGCACUCCUACGUCCUGUCAGCGGCCAAGAAGAAUGCCGGCAGCCCAGCCCAGGAGACACUGGCCCCAUUCAUUGCCAAGAGGGUUGACGUGGUGGAUGAGGAUGGGUCUUCUGAGAAAAGCCAGGACCCACGUGCUCUGACAAGAUUCCCUGCUGGCUCGAGCAGUGCAAGAGGCGAGGAGACUGUCCACCUGCAGAUCGCAACACCCGGGGCAGGACUCCACCUGGUGGCCCCACACCUGGAAGAAAUGAGGUCUUCCUCAGGUUCCAAAGACAAAGAGGUCCCUCACCCCGGAGAGCCCAAGAGAAGCUUGACUAGUGAAGGAGCCUUCAGGAGCCCUGAUGCAGACUCUGAAAGAUCAAGUGCACAGUCAAGUGAUGGCAACAUGGGAUUGGAAGCCAUGGGCUCCCCAGCUGAAGACUUGGUUGGAGCAGACGUCAGCUCUAGGAAAGGAGGGCCGUGCUCACCUGCUGGCUUCACCCCUCUCCUGGAUGAUCAGGAGGUGCCCAGUGCCAACUCACAACCUUGCAAGCCUGCACCAGCAACCAUCAGCUCUGAUGCCAUAUCGGCCUCUGCUGUCCUGGCCAACAGGAAGAGCAACAGCCUGGCAGACCUGGAGGAUAUGGAGACAAAUCCAAAGGGCACCUUGGUGGUUUUUGAGGAGAAGAAUGUGGUCACCAAGGAGGGAGAGGCGUGGCAGGGGAGGCCCGGAGUCCUGCAAGAUGAUCAAGGAGACCCAGUUGUACCCACCCAGCAGUGCACAGACCCCAGCACCUCGGAGCAGAGCAGCCCCAGAAAUCCUGAGCAGCGCCUGGAAGUGGACAGCCCAGCCAACAGCACCUUGGCUGUUUUUGAGAAGAAUGCGGUCACCAAGGUGGGAGAGACGUGGCAGGGGAGGCCUGGAGUCCUGCAAGAUAAUCAACAAGACCCAGCCGUACCCACCCAGCAGUGCACAGACCCAAGUACCUCAGAGCAGAGCAGCCCCAGAAAUCCUGAGCAGUGCCUGGAAGUGGACAGCCCGGCCAACAGGAUGAGAAACCCCUCGGGCUGCAUGGUCUCAGUUCCCAGGCCUGCCCCUUCUGAGCAGCAUCCUAUUCACAUGCCAGCCUCCCCAAGUGAACUGGAGCCCAACUCAACCAGCAAAGGGAUUCUCUUUGUGAAGGAGUAUGUGAAUGCUGGUGAGGUAUCUUCCAGGAAGCCACUGUCUUCAUUCUAUGGCAGCACUGGCAGCAAUGAGGACUCAUGCAAUAUGGAGAAGAAACUCUCAUAUGACGGUACUCUGUACUCUGAGAGAACAAGUGGAGGGAUCUGUACUUACUGCAACCAGGAGAUCCGAGACUGUCCAAAGAUCACCCUAGAACUCCUUGGCAUCUGCUGCCAUGACUAUUGCUUUAAGUGUGGGAUUUGCAGUAAACCAAUGGGUGAGCUUCUGGAUCAGAUCUUCAUUCACUGUGAUACCAUCCACUGUGGGAAAUGCUAUGAGAAGCUGUUCUAGGCUGAGAAGAAAGUGAUGACUCCUGGACAAGUUUGACUAUUCCCAGUUGCCCCAAGUUGCUGGCUCUUCUUCCCUCACUUCCUCCCUCAUGCUUCUGAUUUGUUCAUGUUUUUGCCCUUCUUAAGUUGAACUUGCUUAUAUCCAGUAGCAUAUCUUGAUGAUGUUAUGAUAAUCCCUUGUGUGUGUACCUUUUUAUAGCUGAAAAAGCACUUCCCAUCCAUGAUCUUACUUCAGGUUCAAGCAAAGAGUGUUGAACCAUAAUUCCGUUUUGACUUCCCUAAGACCAGUCAGCUUCCUGAUGAGUUUAGGUGGCCUAAGUGUGCCUUUGGGACUUGAAAGCAGAAGGAGACCCCCCUGAAGCUUCUUAGGGGCCAGGUUAAAGAAUGCCGAUGAUCCCUGGUGGGUAAAUUGCAGACACUGAAUGCUAGGGAUCGACAUAGGUGAAUGUUUAACUUGUCUAUUUAGCAUAUAUAUUUUUGGACUCUCCAUAUCCUUUUACAACUAGUUUGUUGCUUUCAAUUGAGUUACAUAGCAGAUUUUAGUUACCUCCUCCUACCUACCUUUCAGUAUAGCUGAGUUCUUCCCCGCAGGCAUGUGGGCAUGUAUUAGAAAGUUUACACAUUAGGUUUAAAUUCUCUAUGAUGUAACUCUGAAGAGGCUACUGACCAAAUGGACACCUGUGUCUGAAUUUUGAUAGCUGAUUGAUACCUUAGACCUCAAUUUCCAACCCCUAAAGUGUAUACAGGGAUCCCCUAAAGUAGGUCUUAGAGUGUAUAGACUCCAGUAAGAUUAUGAAGGGAGGAAAUCAGCUAGCAUUCUUAAGGCCUUACUACGUAGCAGGCAUUAUAACAGAGUGAUGGCAUUAAUCCCCAUUCUAGUCUUGUGAAUAGGGUGUUCUUCUCCCCAGUUUGCAAAAGAGGAUAUUGAGGCUCAGAUAAGCAGUCAGAACCAUUGCUGUGUCUCUCCAGUAACUGUAACCAUAGUCCUGAGCCUGUGUGGAUGUUAACCUAGUCCUCCUGGGGAAUCUGCCCCCCUCAGACCUUCCCUGAGGCACAUUUUUACAAAGAGAGGCAGGUGGGAAAUUGCACUCCUCCUCUGGGCAUCCUGGGUAAAAUACAAGAAGAGCCAAACUGGCCCUCCUCACCCCCCUUUCCCAUGAAAACACUUCUGAACUGAAAUACUCUUUGCUGGGAAGAGAUUUGACUCACGGGUCUUCCCAAAGAAGAGCUUGUCAACCCAGGGGAAGCUCCAGUGGGCUAGCUGAUCUGAGCACAGGGCCCUCAGUGAUGUCCCAUUUUCCAGUCCAGACAGAUCCCAAGCUAGCAGCAACUACCAAGACCCCAGGAACUUGGAACAGGGACUCCUACUGGCCUGCUGGACAGAUGUAGGCCCAUGCAACUGGGCUCCUCCACCUUUGGUACCAAGAUUACUGUGUAAAUUGGGCUUCCCUGGUGGCUCAGUUGGUAAAAAAUCUGCCUGCAAUGCAGGAGAUCCUGGUUCAAUUCCUGGGUCAGGAAGAUCCACUGGAGAAGGGAUAGGCCACACACUCCAGUAUUCUUGAGCUUCCCCUGUGGCUCAGCUGGUAAAGAAUCUGCCUGCAAUGUGGGAGACCUGGGUUUGAUCCCUGGGUUGGGAAGAUCCCCUGGACAAGGGAAAGGCUACCCACUCUAGUAUUCUGGCCAAGAGAAUUCCAUGGACUGUGUAGUCCAUGGGGGUCACAAAGAGUAGGAUGUGGCUGAGCGACUUUCACUUUCACUGUGUAAGUUCCACAAAAGGACAAACUGGCAGUUUCUCUGAUUAAAAAUGAGGGCCUUUUCUCUUGAUCUCGAAGAGUUUGGGCUGCCUUUCUGAGUGUCUGGUGUCCUCCGCUAGCAUUCAGAAGUUGUUUUGUGGAUGUUGCUCCACAUUAAAACAACAUUUUUUUUUUUUUGAUGAGCCUGUGGGGGAGAAAGUGGUCUCCCCGUCCUAUUCUUCCACCAUUUUGGGACCACCCCUUCUCUUGAUUUAAUUAGAAAAUGUCUCUCCAUCUAUGUCCAGUUUCUGAGCCCUGUGCACAUUGGAUGGUGGACUUGUUCUUCUUGCAAAAUGAUCAGAGAAGAACAUUCCAUUUAUUUACAUGGAUGUGCAUCAGAUUUGCUCUAGAUGGGAAAAUUGGCACAGCAUGCCACGUACUGACACAAAAUAUGAGCUGGUUUUCCUCAAGACUAGCCCUCAGCCUGGGACUUGGCACAUGGUAGGGAUUGACACAUAGAUGCUGAAUGAAUUAGUGAAAGGGAAAGAGGUCCAAGAUAGGCUGGCCUCCCCACCUUCAAGAUACACUCUGCCUUUAAGGGAGUUUUAGAACCAGUGUGCAAGAUACUGAUUUUAAUCUGAAAAAAUCUCUUUCGUGGUUGAAAUGGCUCACAUUUCUGCAGACUUAAGGAAGAGAGGUGGUUGCAUUACACUUUGCUUCUUUUUAGUUGCCUAGAAUUUUUAAUCAUACUUGCUUGACUCACAGUAACGUACACAAACAUAAUA